Musa acuminata AAA Group (dessert banana) is the source of this 1546-nucleotide messenger RNA. RefSeq names its product E3 ubiquitin-protein ligase RHF2A-like. The record is from RefSeq and is a predicted model, not a curated record. The transcript is spliced from 9 exons. Lineage: Eukaryota; Viridiplantae; Streptophyta; Magnoliopsida; Zingiberales; Musaceae. The coding region runs from base 218 to 1342 and encodes 374 amino acids.
GAGAACGGAGAGAGAGCGAGACGGGAAAGAAGCACUCUGAAACGCGAUUUCCUCCUCCUCCUCCUCUCUCUCUCCUUCGCUAGGGUUUCUUGAUCGGUAUCCAAUGAAGCGAGAUCGCAUCGUCGACUACCCAAACUCUAGCUGCCUCACGGUCGCCGUUGCGGAUUCUCGAUCCGCCCAACUCUGCUCUUGAGCCGAUUCGUCGGAGGGUUUGAUAAUGGAUGAGACUGCAAAGAUGGAGAGCCAUUUGUCUUCGGCCGUGGCUUUUAUGGAAGGAGGUAUUCAGGAUGUUUGUGAUGAUGCAUGCAGCAUCUGCCUUGAAGCAUUCUGUGAAAGUGAUCCAUCAACGGUUACUAGUUGCAGGCAUGAGUUCCAUCUACAGUGUAUUCUUGAAUGGUGUCAGAGAAGCUCCCAAUGCCCAAUGUGUUGGCAGCGCAUCAGUUUAAAGGAUCCCACCAGCCAAGAGUUACUGGAGGCUGUAGAGUGGGAGAGGAGCUUUAAAGUUGAUAAUACAAAGACUACCACCAUAAUUCAGCAUCCAGCUUUUGGAGAUUUUGAAUUGCAUCAUUUGCCUGUUGGUGGAAGUCAUGCCGAAAUUGAAGAGCGUAUUUUUCAGCACUUAGCUGCUGCUGCUUCCAUGGGAAGGGCACACCACAUUGCUGGAAGAGAAGGUCGGGUUAGAUCAGGAUCUCAUGGCCGUCCACAGUACCUGGUUUUCUCUACAAAUUCAGAUGCAGCUUCUGUGGGCUCCAUAUCUUCUUCCUCUCCUCCAAGAGGAGAAAAUGAAGUUGCUCCUGCAAUAGUUGCUGCUAACCCAACAAUGCCCCCCGCUACUCUAGUAGGGGAAUUUUCUGAACUAACAAGUGUUGCCCCAACUCAUGCAAGUGAGGUAGCUACAUUGACAUCUGAGGCCCGCAAUAGUCAGAUGAGGUCAAGCAUUUCAUGUCCAAGGACACCUGCUGGCCAAUCAUCUCGAGUUCACCAAGUUGGACCAGGGCCAUCAGACUUCCAAUCCUUCUCAGGAUCCCUGAAAUCUCACUUGAGUGCUGUCUCGAUGAGGUACAAGGAAUCAAUCACUAAGAGUACUCAAGGAUGGAGGGAGAGAUUAUUUUCACGUAAUGGGCCUGUGGCAGAUAUUGGUUCUGAAGUCAGGAGAGAAAUUAGAGUCGGAAUUGCUACUGUGUCACGGAUGAUGGAGCGCUUGGAUGCAAGAGAGAGAACAGCUGGUACUUCUGCCUCACCUGUUGCUGAAGGGUGCUCAGUUGUAGAACAAAGUAAUGAUGGUGAUAAUGUCAAUCAUGCAAGUGCUCGUCCAAACAAUGGCACUACACCAUCUUCUUAGGUUACAGGUCCUAAUUAAGCUAUUUUUCAUUUUGAAGGAUCCGAGCAUGCUCCAGCUUUCAACAUUAAAGGGGGGGGUAUCCCAACAAUGGAAUAAGCUGCGGUUUGGUCUACACGUCGGCGUGCAACGACGACAAGCUGAUGUGCUGAUAUAAGGGUUCAAAGGUAGAACCGCUGAUAGUUUGCUGAUUGAUAUGGUUCUCGU